Manihot esculenta (cassava) is the source of this 945-nucleotide messenger RNA. RefSeq lists its product as uncharacterized. The coding region runs from base 1 to 945 and encodes 314 amino acids. The transcript has 2 exons. NCBI's taxonomy places the organism in Eukaryota, Viridiplantae, Streptophyta, Magnoliopsida, Malpighiales, Euphorbiaceae. The record is from RefSeq and is a predicted model, not a curated record.
AUGGAAUAUGACUCAUAUUCAAAUACAUACAACCCAAGUUGGAGGGACCAUCCUAAUUUUUGGUAUGGCACAACUCCAAAGCAAUUCCAACCUCGGGCAUCUCAAACACAGGCAACACCUCCAUCAAAACCAGGUAUGUCUCUUGAGGACACAGUUACAUCACUUACUAUAAACACCCAUCAAUUUCAACAGGAAGUAAAAGCAAGUAUUCAAAAUCUGGAGAAUCAAAUGAGUCAACUUGCAACUUUCCUAAGCCAGAUAAAGUCUCAAGGGAAGCUUCCGUCUCAAACGGUAGUGAAUCCUAGGCAGAAUGUCAGUGCAAUAACUAUGUGCAAUGGGAAAGAGAUACAAGACGUGCAUAGUCCGACUAGGCGAGGUCACAACAGAAAGACAGAAUCAGGUUUAGCCAAGUCUAAAAAGGGUAAGAAAGAAAAAGGACAAGCGACCAUAAACCCCCCAUUCCCUGAGAGGUUUGCCAAGCCUAAAAAGGAUAAGGAUGAAAAAGAACUUCUUGAGACGUUUUGCAAAGUUGAGGUAAAUAUCCCAUUGCUGGAUGCAAUCAAACGAGUGUCUCACUAUGCUAAAUUUCUGAAGGAUUUGUGCACCAAUAAAAGGAAAUUAGCCAGGCACGAGAGGAUAAGAGUAGGGGAGAAUGUUUCGGCUGUGUUGCAAAGAAAGUUACCACCCAAGUAUAAAGACCAAGGUAUAUUUGCCAUUUCAUAUAAAAUUGGCAAUGUGGGGAUCCAUAGAGCUAUGUGCGACCUUGGAACUUCCAUCAAUGUUAUGCCCUUGUCAACUUAUAAUUCUUUGAAUGCUAGUCCAUUAAAAAAGACAGGGUUGAUACUCCAAUUGGUUGACCGGUCUGUGGUCCAUCCAGAGUGUGUUCUUGAGGACAUUUUAGUCGAAGUCAGUGAGAUAGUCUUCUUGCUGAUUUUUAUGUUUUAG